Elephantulus edwardii (Cape elephant shrew) is the source of this 1089-nucleotide messenger RNA. RefSeq names its product NAD(P) dependent steroid dehydrogenase-like (gene NSDHL). NCBI's taxonomy places the organism in Eukaryota, Metazoa, Chordata, Mammalia, Macroscelidea, Macroscelididae. The record is from RefSeq and is a predicted model, not a curated record. Gene Ontology annotation, molecular function: 3-beta-hydroxy-Delta5-steroid dehydrogenase (NAD+) activity. The coding region runs from base 1 to 1089 and encodes 362 amino acids. The transcript is spliced from 7 exons. Gene Ontology annotation, biological process: steroid biosynthetic process.
AUGGAACGAGAUACACGCCGUGAGGAAAUGAGAGACCAGGCAGUGUGGACCCAAGUGACAGAAGGCAUCCCCAAAGCCAAGAGAUGUACUGUGAUCGGAGGCUCGGGAUUUCUUGGACAGUACAUGGUGGAGCAGUUGCUGGCAAGAGGCUAUAGUGUGAACGUCUUUGAUAUCCGGCAAGGCUUUGAGAAUCCCCAGGUGCAGUUCUUCUUGGGAGACCUCUGCAGCCGCCAGGAUCUGUACCCAGCCCUGCAAGGUGUGAGCACAGUUUUUCACUGUGCAUCACCCCCACCAUCCAGUGACAACAAGGAACUCUUUUAUAGAGUGAAUUACCUUGGCACCAAGAAUGUCAUUAACACUUGCAAAGAGGCUGGGGUUCAGAAGCUCAUUUUAACCAGCAGUGCCAGUGUCGUCUUUGAGGGUGUCGACAUCAAGAAUGGAACAGAGGACCUGCCUUACGCCGUGAAGCCCAUUGACUAUUACACAGAGACCAAGAUCUUACAGGAGCAGGCCGUCCUUCGGGCCAAUGAUCCAGAGAGCAGCUUCCUAACUGCAGCCAUCAGGCCUCAUGGCAUUUUCGGCCCCAGGGACCCCCAGUUGGUCCCCAUCCUCAUUGAGGCUGCCAGAAAGGGCAAGAUGAAGUUUAUGAUUGGAGAUGGGAAGAACUUGGUGGACUUCACUUUUGUGGAAAAUGUGGUCCAUGGCCACAUCCUGGCCGCAGAGCGCCUCUCCCAGGACUUGGCCGUGUGUGGAAAGGCCUUCCACAUCACCAACGAUGAGCCCAUCCCUUUCUGGACGUUUUUGUCCCACGUCCUCACAGGCCUCAACUAUGAGGCCCCUAAAUACCAUGUCCCCUACUGGUUGGCAUACUACCUGGCACUUCUGGUGGCGCUGCUGGUGAUGCUGCUGCGGCCGGUGUUCGUGCUGCGGCCCACGUUCACCCCUAUGCGCAUCGCACUGGCUGGCACCUACCACUACUACAGCUGCGAGAGGGCCAAAAGGCUGCUGGGCUACCGCCCUGUGGUCCCCAUGGAUGAGGCCAUGGAGAAAACGGUGCAGAGCUUCCGCCAUCUGGAGAGGGUCAGGUGA